Myxozyma melibiosi is the source of this 1638-nucleotide messenger RNA. RefSeq lists its product as uncharacterized. The transcript is spliced from 3 exons. NCBI's taxonomy places the organism in Eukaryota, Fungi, Ascomycota, Lipomycetes, Lipomycetales, Lipomycetaceae. Bases 1 to 1638 code for a protein of 545 amino acids. The record is from RefSeq and is a predicted model, not a curated record.
AUGGCUACUACUCCUCCCCCUGAUCCGGUGUCCUACUUGAUGGAUAUGGUCUACGGCUUCAACAUCAAAGCCACCGAUUUCAUCCAAAAGACCGUCAACGAUAUUGCAGAGAACACUGACUUGCAGUCUGCAACUGAUGCUGCGAUUCGCUUGCGUGAUCGUCUGAAGGACACCGUGAACUCGCUUCCUGACAUCCCUAGGCCGCAGUUGCCCGGAAGUGUCAGGCAGCAGGUCAUUCUUGCUCCACCGGCCGCUAAGGCUGAAGCGGGCGUGUUUAACCGUGCUGCAUCAUGGAUCUCGAAGAACAAAAUACUUUUUGGUGUUAUUGUUUUGGGUGUCACCGGCACCGCUGGCGCCGGCUACGUCUAUUCUCGCAGACGUCUGCAGGCUAAGAAACGAAAGAGACGCGCGGUGAAAGCUGCAAACGGUUCCAGAAUUGAAGCUGUUGUUCUUGCGAGCUCUCCUCGGGAGCCGAUUGCCAAGAUCAUUGCGGCUGAUUUGGAGAGGCGUGGAUUUAUUGUCUUCAUGACAGUUCAGCCAGGUGAAGAGCAUCUAGUGUUGAAGGAAGACAGUGCUGAUAUCCGUCCUCUUAUCAUGCCCAGUCCUGACUCUAUGGACCGUAAUGCUGUGGUUGAGAAAUUUGCGGAUCUCAUCGACCGCCAGCAGCACCUCGCUGGUGUGAUUAUCCUUCCUGAUCUGUAUUAUCCCACGGGCCCGGUUGAAUCGAUAAGCGCAUAUGACUGGUCAGAUAUCCUGUACACGAAGAUUGUUGGAUCCGUCGCUCUGCUCUCCCAGGGAUUCAUUCCCCUUGUGCGCCGUCAUAACGCGCGCUUUUUACUUCUGACGCCCUCGAUAUUACCUUCUUUGUGCCCGCCCUUCCAUGCGGCCGAGUGCGUGACGGCGUCUGCCUUGUCGUCGUUCGCGCUGUGCAUGCAGAGAGAGCUUGCGCCUCAGGGUAUCCCUUUCAUCCACAUGCGUCUCGGUUCGUUCGAUAUGUCGGUUCCUAUUCAGUCUACUUAUUCUUCGGCUCCGCAGUCGCCAUUCAUGGCGCCCGAGAGCGGACGUGGAACCUCGACUCCGUCCCAUGUGCGUUCGUACUCGCCUGCAACUUCUGCGUCCUCCCGUUUGGCUGCGAACAAUAUCCGUGCAGACUUGCUUUCCUGGCCCGAGAAUAUUCGCAAUGUAUACGGUCGUGCUUAUAGCUCUGCUGCGCGUGCUAUCAGUGGCACUGCUUCUUCGAUCGUGUCUGCGACCUCGACGCAGCGCUCGUCCGGCAGUCCCAUCAGCGAGCUCAACAACGCCAUUUUCGACUGUCUCACGUCGAACGACAGAAGUGCGCUCUGCCGCAUGCAAUUUGUUGGCAAGGGUAGCUUGAUGUACUACGUCCUCGGCGGCAUUCUCCCAGAGUUGGCGGUCGAGUGGGUGCUCGGUCUUACGCGUGCCGGAUAUGACACGACGAGCUACUACCGUACUGUGCAUAUGGAGACCUUGGGAUCCGCAACGGAGCCUUCGGGAACGCAUCUUGCUCCUGAGGAGGCGCCUGAUUCCCCGCUCUCUAGCGGUGUGAGCGGCUCGCCUUACAUCUCUGAGACUGAGUCCAAUCCCCAGGACCUCACCUCGUCGUGGGAGCGGGUGUAG